Messenger RNA from Acipenser ruthenus (sterlet), 2067 nucleotides. RefSeq names its product DCN1-like protein 3. The record is from RefSeq and is a predicted model, not a curated record. Gene Ontology annotation, molecular function: cullin family protein binding; ubiquitin-like protein binding; ubiquitin conjugating enzyme binding. Gene Ontology annotation, biological process: positive regulation of ubiquitin-protein transferase activity; protein neddylation. The transcript is spliced from 3 exons. Bases 417 to 1328 code for a protein of 303 amino acids. Gene Ontology annotation, cellular component: ubiquitin ligase complex. Lineage: Eukaryota; Metazoa; Chordata; Actinopteri; Acipenseriformes; Acipenseridae.
CAGUGAUGGGCUGCAGGAAGUGAUGCAGGGAAAAUUCCCAUUAAUAUCCAGUCAAUAGAGGAAGAAAAAAAAAAAAAAAACCUUACGAAACUCUGUAUUCACGGACUGGUUCCGCCAACUUAUUAUCUGGACAACACGUCUUAACGAUUAAAGCAGCUGAGAAGAAACGGGCUACACGACAAAAGUCGAAAGACGAAACACAGGUGAUAUAUCGCCUCUUGCUUUUGCUUAGCCUGGGACUCAGGUUCCGAUGUGUAGGAAGUGAUGAGUGAAUAUUUCACAAUACAUUUCAUCUGCUUAAAAGCAACACCGAUGGCAUGUUGAGGUGUACAGCAGGGCAGCAGCAGCGGCUGUGGACGAGAGGGAGUUUGGCCUAAAGGUGGGAAACCUGCUCCUGAGCUGUUGCUUCCAACACCAUGGGCCAGUGCGUCACCAAGUGCAAAAACCCGUCUUCCUCCCUGGGGAGCAAGAGUGGUGACAAGGAGCCUGGUGGCAAGUCGCAAGGCAAGAAGAGCCACAAGGAGGAGCUGGGCCCCGGCAAAGCUUCUGGGGACCCACUUGCCAACGGCACCAAGAAGAUGGAGGUGAUCGAGGCCAUGCAACUUCCAGCCCCGUCGGGCGACACCCGGAAGGAGGAUCUGGUUUCCAACGGCGACGAGUUCUCCGUGCACCGUAUUGAGGAGCUCUUCAAGCGAUACAAGGACGAACAGGACGACGAGAUCCUGGAGGAGGGAAUGGAGAGCUUCUGUGAUGACCUCUGUGUGGACCCUGCAGAGUUCAGGGUGCUAGUGCUGGCUUGGAAGUUUCAGGCAGCUACCAUGUGCAAGUUUACAAGGAAGGAGUUCGUGGAGGGCUGCAAAGCCAUCAAGGCCGACAGCUUGGAAGGGAUCCACACACGUUUCCCCUGCCUCCUGAUGGAGGCCAAGAUGGAAGACAAGUUCAAGGACCUGUAUCGCUUCACCUUCCAGUUCGGGCUGGACUCCGACGAGGGCCAGCGGUCGCUGCAUCGGGAGAUCGCCAUCGCCCUGUGGAGGCUGGUCUUCACACAGAACACCCCCUCCAUCCUGGAGCAGUGGUUAGACUUCCUGACGGAGAACCCCUCAGGGGUGAAAGGGAUCUCCCGAGACACUUGGAACAUGUUCCUCAAUUUUAGUCAGGUGAUCGGAACGGACCUCAGCAACUACAGUGAGGACGAGGCCUGGCCAAGCCUCUUCGACACCUUCGUGGAGUGGGAAUUGGAGAGGAGGAAAAAGGUUGAGCAGGAGAAAAAUAAAUGUACUCGGUCCACAAGCAGCACAGAGAGCCUGGCUCAGGACCAGCAGAACUGAGUGUGACUGUGUGAUGAGCCGUGUGUGUGUGUGUGUGUGUGUGUGUGAGAGACAGACAGAGAGAGACAGACCUCUUAUUGUUGGAUUUGAGUAAACUGGGCUUCUCUCUUCAAACUUUGAUGAAGAUUAAUGUUGUUGUUGUUGUUGAUGAUGAUGAUGAUGAUGAUGAUGAUGAUGAUGAUGUUGUUGUUGUUGUUGUUGAUGUUAUUGCUAAACGAGGUGGGAGGGAUGUGGGGGGUAAUCUUUCCAACACCCUUAUUUGUCUUUUUAAAAGGGCUCCAAAUACUGUAUCAUGUUUUUAAAGCACUUUUAUUUUGGAUCUGAUUUAAUUUAAUUCCCUUUUUAAUUUGUUUUUUUGGUCUCAACCCAGCGUCCCCCUCAUUUGCUAUUUAUCUAGAAGUAAAAUGACAAACUUUGAGCAGUAUGUGCAUCUGAAUAGUACAUAGAGUAAAGUCAGACCUAUAAUUGCACAAUUUUUAAUUUCUUUUAUUUUUCCCCUUUUAUGUAAGUAAUGUUUUAGUAUUAUGAGCUGCAAUAGUACCAGAGUUGAAAUGCAUUUUUAACCGAGGGAUCAUGUACUGAGUGUAGUGCAGUUUGCAACAACAGUGAUUUUAUUUUAUUUUUAAAAAAUAUCUUCUUUUUUUAAUAUAAAAAACACAGUGAUUUAUAUUAAAAUAAACAGUGUUAUUCAUUUACAGCUGUUCCUUUUUAAUUAUUAAAAUUGAACCAUCAAGUGCAA